GUUGCGGCCCGGUACAUGGAUGUCAGGGGGAAGAAAGGACCUGUUGGGAUGCCCAAGGAGGCGACCUGCGACCGUUUUAUGUGCAUCCAGCAGGGCUCGGAGUGUGACAUCUGGGAUGGGCAGCCUGUUUGCAAAUGCAAAGACCGGUGUGAAAAGGAGCCGAGUUUUACCUGUGCCUCCGACGGGCUCACCUAUUACAACAAGUGCUACAUGGAUGCGGAGGCAUGCGCCAAGGGCAUAACGCUCAACGUGGUGACGUGCCGCUAUCACCUGACGUGGCCCAACACCAGCCCCAUCCCGCCGGAGACUACCGUGCACCCCACAACCACUUUUUCAGAGACUACGAUCACGGACAUCCUUGCCCCCGCACUGGUCAACAACCCGGCCCAUCAGUCUGUCUACGUAGGAGAGACGGUCAGCUUUCUCUGUGAUGUCACUGGGCGGCCAAAGCCCGACAUCACUUGGGAGAAGGAGACGGAGGGGAAUGAGAAAAUCAUCAUGAGGCCCAACCAUGUCCGUGGGAACAUUGUCGUCACCAACAUAGCCCAGCUGGUGAUCUAUAACACGCAGCUGCAGGACGCCGGCAUCUACACCUGCACUGCCAAAAACCUUGGCGGCGUCCUCAGGGCGGAUUUCCCUCUGUCGGUCCUCAAAGGAGACACCUCUUCCAUGGGAGCAGCAGAAAAUAAAACCCACUUCCCGACAGAUGAGUGUCUGAAGCAGCCUGACAGUGAGGACUGCGGUGAGGAACAGACCCGGUGGUAUUACGACGCAAAGAAGAACAACUGCUUUACGUUCAUCUACGGAAACUGCAACAGCAACCUCAACCACUUCGAGACGUAUGAGAACUGCAUGCUGACCUGCAUGAACGGGCCCAUCAACGUUUGCAACCUGCCCGCGCUCCAGGGUCACUGCAAAGCCUAUGAGCCCCGGUGGGCGUACAACAGCCUGACCAAGCAGUGCCAGUCCUUCAUCUACGGAGGCUGCGGGGGCAACGAGAAUAACUUUGAGAGCAGAGAGGCCUGUGAAGAGAUGUGCCCGUUCCCCAGGAACAUGCACUGCAAGGCGUGCAAGGCGUGCAAGCCACGCCAAAAGCUGGUGACCAGCUUCUGCAAAAGCGACUUUGUCAUCCUUGGCCGUGUGACUGAACUGACUGAGGACCAAGACUCGGGACAUGCCCUGGUGACGGUGGAAGAGAUCCUCAAGGACGAGAAAAUGGGGCUCCGGUUCCUGGGGAGAGAGCCUCUGGAAAUUACCCUGCUGAACAUGAACUGGAGCUGCCCAUGCCCCAACGUAACCGCCGCGGACGGCCAGCUCAUCAUCAUGGGGGACGUCCACAACGGGAUGGCUGUUCUGCAGCCAGACAGCUUUGUCGGGGCCUCCAGUGUCCGGCGCGUCCGGAAGCUUCGCGAGGUCAUCCACAAGAAAACCUGCGAGCUCCUAAAGGAGUUCCUAGGACUGCACUAAUACCUGCUUGUACCAUGCCAGCUUUCCCGCGUUGUGUAUUAUAUAGCGCUAACAAAAGGUAGACUAGCUUGAAAACUUCCUUGAAAUCUCUUUGGCUGAUAGGUGGUAUGUAUUACGCAGAAGCUGUAUAUUAAUUGAUUAAUGAGGCGUAGUAAUGUGGCAGAAGCCUUCUUGGCAAGCACUUAAACUUGUGG
Messenger RNA from Varanus komodoensis (Komodo dragon), 1661 nucleotides. RefSeq names its product WAP, follistatin/kazal, immunoglobulin, kunitz and netrin domain containing 2 (gene WFIKKN2). The transcript has a single exon. Gene Ontology annotation, biological process: negative regulation of transforming growth factor beta receptor signaling pathway. Gene Ontology annotation, molecular function: transforming growth factor beta binding; receptor antagonist activity; serine-type endopeptidase inhibitor activity. The coding region runs from base 16 to 1467 and encodes 483 amino acids. The record is from RefSeq and is a predicted model, not a curated record. Lineage: Eukaryota; Metazoa; Chordata; Lepidosauria; Squamata; Varanidae.